This is a messenger RNA of Selaginella moellendorffii, 1293 nucleotides long. RefSeq names its product beta-1,6-galactosyltransferase GALT29A. The record is from RefSeq and is a predicted model, not a curated record. Gene Ontology annotation, molecular function: sialyltransferase activity. The coding region runs from base 1 to 1269 and encodes 422 amino acids. NCBI's taxonomy places the organism in Eukaryota, Viridiplantae, Streptophyta, Lycopodiopsida, Selaginellales, Selaginellaceae. The transcript is spliced from 4 exons.
AUGUGGGAUCCAAGGCAAGCAGUCACGAAAGGAAAUUUUUUUCGCACCUUUUCACAUGAUGGCUCGAAUGCUAACAGCAAGGCAGUGGAAACCAGAGAAGAAGUGGUGGAGCGCCAGGGAGAUCUUGAGCGCACAGGCUUUCGUCCUCUACGCCAGUCGAUCCAGGAUCCUUGGACGCCGGAGGAGCUUCACAGGCUCAACCUCUUGCUGGAAGGCGAUGGCGAUGUGGUAAAUCUGGAGCUUGUGAGGCGGCGGUGGCAGCGUGACAUUCCAGAGGCGGCCUCGAGAGCCAGAGCCGCCAGAGCAGCAAGCAUCGAUGUGGAUUCGUACUACCGUCACGACCACCGUCCCAACUCGGGCUAUAGACGGAUCUCGGCUAGAGGGUCCAGGUUGCCGGUGGAGCUCACUCAUCCUCGAUACUCCACGCGUUGGGCGGAAGCGUCUCAAGCUCUACGCUCGUGGCUGAGGAAGAAGAGGUAUGAUCCCAGUGUCAUGAACGAGCUGGUGGAUCAAGUGAGUGCUCCUAUCGUCAAGGUUCUCAAUUCAUCAGCAACAGGCUCUAGCGGGCGAUUCCGGCAGUGUGCUGUGGUUGGAAACAGCGGCAUCCUUCUCAACACCAGGUAUGGAUCUUUCAUCGACAGCCACGAAGCAGUGUUGAGGCUCAACAAUGCCAGAGUCACAGGUUUCGAGCAGCACGUUGGAUCAAAGACGACGCUCUCCUUCAUCAACAGCAACGUUCUAGCUCUGUGCUCUCGACGUCCGGGUUGCAAUUGCCAUCCAUAUGGAUCCAGCGUCGCCACCGUCGUCUAUAUGUGCCAGGCUCUACACUUCGUCCACCUCAAGCUCUGUGGCUCUCUCAUGACCGAUAUGCCGCUGCUCGUCACUGAUCCCAGAUUCGAUGCUCUGUGCAUGAGAAUUGUCAAGUACUACUCGCUCAAGAAGUUCUUCCAGAGCUCCGGCGCUGCUGCUUCGGCCAGCGACUCGAUCGAGCACUGGAAACGCAUGCACGACGGCUCAUUCUUCCACUACUCGUCUGGGAUGCAAGCGGUGAUGCUUGCGCUGGGGAUAUGCGACAGUGUGAAUAUUUUCGGAUUCGGGAAAGCUGCCACCGCCAAACAUCACUAUCACACAAACCAGAGAGGAGAGCUCAACCUUCACGACUACGCGGCAGAGUAUACACUCUACCAGGAUCUCGCCAACAACAAGUCCAAUCCUUUUCUAGACGAGGCCUCUGGAUUCAAGUUACCGGCCGUCAGGGUUUUCACAUAGAUAGAUAGAGUCGAGUCACCAGGU